Molecule: messenger RNA, 1115 nt
Organism: Talaromyces proteolyticus
Lineage: Eukaryota; Fungi; Ascomycota; Eurotiomycetes; Eurotiales; Trichocomaceae
Exons: 2
Coding region: 569-1093 (174 amino acids)
Source: RefSeq, a predicted model, not a curated record
UAGAAACUUGUCUAAUGCAUGGUGGUGGCUAGGUUCGCAAGCCUAGUUUGCUAUAAGUUACGGAUUAUACGUAAUGCUAUGACUGAAGCUUGAUGUAAUUUGUUGAUGCGGAUCAAAAUGAUCACAGAUAGCUAUUCAAAGUCUAGAUCUAGCUCAUAUCAAGUUAAUUGACUAACUAGCAAUAACUGGUUAACUAUUUACCGUGCUGAGAUAAGAAUUAAAUCUUUGGAUCUUGAAUGCCAGCCCCGAACUGGUUGAAUAUCCAAUGCCUAGUACAUACAAAAUCAUUAGUCAGUCCUACAACAACAACAACAACAACAACAUCAAUUGAUGGACCACGAGAGGAUUGAGGCCAACUGCAAACCGGCGACAGUCUGAAUCAAAAUCUUCAACAUGGAAUCUUUAAUCCAACGGGAUAUUAUACUUAGCCCGGAGCUUUUCAAAUUAUCCAUUCCUUCGUUUCCACAUCCCGGACGGACUUGCAGUGUGGCUUGACGAAAUUUUCGCGAUCGGCAAUAUUAAUUCUCCAUACCAGGUCGUUAUACCUUGUACCGUUGUCGGUGAUUGAAUGUUGACUAUGAGAUGUUUUAUACGGGUCUCGGUUCUGGUUCGGGUGCUCAGAGUUGAUUUCGCUAUGACUGCAUAUAAAUCAUUUCUUAUCAUUGGAACUACUUUUAUUCUCUUCUCCUCUCUUUCUUAUCCUAGUCACCUCGGUUUUGAUGUUGACUGGGCGGAUUCAUUGAAUACCAUUUUACCAAGGAGGGGUGCGAUCCUGGUACAUAUGUACAUAAAAUAUCUUUCCCAGCGAAUAUCGGACAUGAAAAAUUGGAUAAUACAUGACAUGAAAACACUGCAGAACUGUAUUAUUGAAAAGCGACGAGAAUCUCGCCGAUUAAUCAUCCACAAUAAGAAUGAUGAACAUGGUUGGUGUAACUUGUCAACAAACAUCUCUUGGUACUGUUGGUCGCACACCCUAGCCAAGGAUAAAAUCGGAAGACAAAUUACCGGCUCGCUUAGAAAGAAACAAAAUAUAGGUUUUUUUGCUUGUUGUUGGUCUUCUUUUCUCGUAUAUUUAGGCUCCGGUGUAUACUAAAUCUAGUCACCGCAGACUUGCC